Messenger RNA from Dicrocoelium dendriticum, 683 nucleotides. NCBI's taxonomy places the organism in Eukaryota, Metazoa, Platyhelminthes, Trematoda, Plagiorchiida, Dicrocoeliidae. The record is from the annotation of a GenBank genome assembly.
ACAACCUUUAACUAAUUAUUACUCGUCUAUUUUUCGACUUCUGUCUGGUCCUUUCGUGUGCACCAAUGAAGGAGGAGUAUCAGCUAUCAAAGUGUGAACGUUUCAAAAAAGGAAUAUAUGAUAGCGAGAAAAAGGCGUUUCUGGGGCGAACAUUCAAAAGUUGGGCUUUAAUAUUUGUUUUCUAUGUCAUCGCCUACAGCCUCCUUGCCGGUUUCUUUAUGGGAAUGUUAUCAGUGUUUAUGUAUGGGUUCUUGGAUUGGAAAACACCUCGUCUCACUGGCUAUCAAAGUAUUCUCAAUUUAAAUCCUGGAGUUAGUUUCUCACCACGACUCAGCCCGCUUCACUCGUUUCUACACUUCACCAACUACCCUUCCAGCGUAAACGAGCACUAUCUGGUCAAGGCAAAAGAGCUUUUGGACAGCUACAAACGAACUGAACAUAAUGCAGCCUGCCCGAACGAUGUGCCGGUGGAUAGUUUUCCUGAAGUCCCUUGUCGCUUCCCGACAGAGACGCUAGGAGAGUGCAAUGAUCCGGAAGGUGCUAUUGCUAAAGGAACACCCUGCGUCUAUAUCAAACUGAACACGGUCUACGGUUGGCUACCGGAACUGGCGAAUGUGACUGAGUUCCCAACAAUCUCGAUUCGUUGCCGUGGCCAGCCAUUCACUGCCGUUCUAUUUUACUAA